UUCGCGACUGUUUUCAGUUGAACAUCGCACUCGGACCGGGCCGCAUGCUCUCGAGCCGCCGCAAGUCGUUACCACUUUUGUUUGUUUAUAUUCCGGAUGUACACAAAGGCUGGGCCAGAACGGAACAUUAUCGGUUUACGCCUAAUUUUGAAAAGUGGUCCAAACAGCGCAAAGUUCGGGAUAAAUAUGUCAAAUUCUGCUAAUCGGAGCAACCAACUGGUGAAGAAUACCACUGUCCAAGCCAACUUUGAUCAAGAAAGCAAACACUUGACCGAUUACCGCAACUGGUGUGUAAUUAGACAUAGACUUGCGGCGUAGCAAUCCGUCGUCCUUGGGUGAAAGAAUAUUGUGGAUAUAACACGCGAGGGAUCAUAACACAUUACAAUACAUCACACACACUCAACGGAUCCGCGCACACGCUGCAUGCGGCAAAGUGUAAACAUAAACAAAAGUGAUGCGUGCGGUGGUGGUACGGUCGUCAACUAAACGAAGCAACGCCGUCAAAUAAAUCUACGACUGUCAACGAAAAGUAAAAACAAUUUCAGUUAAUUUUUGCAUUUUUUUUUUAUGUUGAUUUCGUCAAACCAUUUCCUUUUUUUGUGACGACUUCACUGUGUCGAAAUUACGAGAGUGUUUAAAAGUAAAAAGUUAUUUGUCGAACUUUUAACAUUCUGUCACGAGUGAGAGGCGCCCGGCGCGAUCGUUACAUUUUUUUUGUGGUGUCCUCAAAACGAAGAAAAAAAGAGAAGAAAUUUCAAAACCCGACUGUCAUUUGUGUAAUUGAAUCACGAAAGCGCUGAAAGAAGCGUGAUUUCGUGACACGAAGCCCUUCUGGAAUACCAACAAACGCAACCUUCGCCAAUCUAGUACCACGCACGCACGUGUGCGUGUGCACUGCAGUACUAGAAUCGCAGGACGCAGGCGCGUACUCGCUCUGUGCUCGUGAACGAAAAUCAGCUGGAGAUUCUGAGGGCGAAUCUCGGCACAUCCAUCCAGUUGGCACGGAGAAAGUGAGUUACCGAGAACGUGAACGGCGAAAAGGAUCGCAGCAGGCGCAGCGAGCUCGUUACACCGGACUAACAGGUCAGUAAAACCCGUCGAAAACAAAUCACCAAUAAGGAACACAUUUCGUAGUGUGCCCCCGUGAACGAAAACAAACAAACGAAUAAAUUAUUCCAAUAUCAUCAUCUCGUCCCCGGCGCCGAUAGUCUCUGCAGAGUUUCUGUGUUCUAACGAAAGUAAUAAUAAUUUAAAAAAGAAGAAGAAACCCCGGCAGCAGCCACCCAAGAAGAGGAGAACCCGUCGGAAGAUUGCUGCCGAAAGCGUCAAGAGUCGUGUGUGUGUGAGUUUGUGCACACCUCCAUUAAACUUUGACCUUGCGCCUUAAGCGGCCAUCAUCACACACAGCCAUAGCCUACUACGCGAGUCGGAGUAGCACCAAAGGGCCCAGCCAGCAGUUGCAAUAUUGUGAUUUUUACUACAAGUAUAUUGGAAAAAAAAAGUAUAAAAAAUAUAUGUAUAUUUAAAGUUUCGUGUUUGAGAGCUGAUUUUUUAUAACCGUACGCUGUCAAAACGACUCGGCAAUCGUGAAUUCGAAGAAGGAGAGAGCGAGCCUUGUGGAAGAUUUCGAUCUGUGAUUAUUUUUUGUUAAUUUUAAAAUAUUGCUUUUAAUCAACGUGAAAGUAACGCCGUAUACUACCUUAAAAUAUACACACGUAGAGUGCGAAAGAGAGUGCAAGAAUAAGGAAAGAGAGUGAGAAUUCAAAAGAAAGAAGCGAGGAAGAGAAAAUAAAAAAAAGUUAAUACCCAUUUUUAUGAUUAUUGAAUAAAAAAAAAUCUCGUGCAAAAGCGAAGAAAAAGAAGCAGCAGCCACCAUGUUCAACUCCAACCUCAGCCUGACGGUGCCACCGAUGCUGGGUCUGGACAGUGGCGUCUGCACGACGCCCAGGACACCGGAAAUCCUCAACUCGUUGAUGGCCAUGACGAACCCGCUCGAGUACUCGUACCCGGUUGCGGCGGCACUUGCAAAUACCGGCACCACCUCCAUCUCAACAAGCACCACCACCACCAACAACAACAACUCAGUGUCACAGGCGUCACAAGAUAGUCAUUCCAACAGUUCCGGAUCGCCCCUGGACUCGCCCGCUGGCCAUGGCCGGACACCGAGCGUACAACAGACCCGCUCGCAACUGAUCAAGGCCGGCGUAAAGCUGCUAAUCCAGAGCAAGCGCAAGCACAGCGGCUGCGACUCCAGCGAUGGGAACGAAUCGACCACGAGUGGCUGUGGCGGCGGUGGUGGUGGAGGUGGAGGAAGUAGCAGGAGGAGUACCGGAGGUCCCCAGAGCAAGAAACGGCGCGACACGGAGCUGGCGACGAGCGAUGACGACAUGGACACGUUGCGUACGACGAGUGCCUGCUCUUCGAACGGGGGACCGGGGAGUACGAGCAGUCCACGUGGGUUGACUCCGGAGGACGAAGAUCGUCGGCGGCGGCGUCGGGAGCGUAACAAGAUCGCUGCAACCAAGUGUCGGAUGAAGAAGCGUGAACGGACUGUCAAUCUGGUCAACGAAUCGGAAACGCUGGACGCGCAGAACAAGGAGCUCAAGUCACAGGUCACGGAGCUGGAGAACCAACGGAGGAAGUUGAUGGAGGUGCUGCAGGCGCACAGCGGGUCUUGCGUUCACCAGAAGGGCUUCCAACCGCUGCCGAGUCUGUCUACGAUCACCAACAACAACUGCAAGUUUUUGAACGACCUCAACUUUUUGGAUGCGAAUGGUAGUGAAAUCAAAUACUCCGAGUGUUUGAAGGCCGCGAGUGGUGAUGGACAGCAGGACAACGGGCUACCUCCAGGCUACUGCAAGCUAUCGCCAACGGACGCGAGCUUCGGAACCCCGAGCGAUGUCAUGGAUGUGAACGGGUUCGCAAGUUCGCAAGCGCUGAAAUCGGAGUACAUUCCAAGCAAUCAACAGCAGCGGACGCGCCAAAAGCCCGGACCAAAGCCACGCCAGAAGGCAGCGAAGCGUUCAGCAGCGGCCACCAGUACAACGACCACCGUAACGGAUACUUUGAGCCAGACGUCGGCUAUAGUGGCGCAGCAGUCCCAGGGACCGCUGCCCAGCGCAGAUUUCAUCCUGAAAAACGAACUCAUCGAUACCAGCAGCCCUUACACCACGGUCCAGUCGGCGGACCGGUUUCUGUUCGAGAACUCCCUGGACCUGUACAACAACAACAACAAUAACAACGACAGCAACACCCUGGACGGUCACCAGACCAACGACAGCGACAAGCUGACUUCGCUCGCCCUCAAGGACAACGCAUCGAACGUCCUGCUGGAGUUCAGCGCAAACUUCGACGCCACCAUGCUGAAGCCCGCGGACUACGGCAUGCUGAACCAGCAAACCCAGCUCGUACAAAUGCAACAUCAUCAGCAACCGCCUUCCAACCAGUGUCACCUGCAGCAGCACAAUCUGAUGAUGAACCAGCAGCAACACCAGGUCAUCAACCAGCCACAGCAACAACAGCUGCUGUCCCACCAACUCAUGUCCCAGGUGCCGUCCCUGUCCAACGACUUCCUGAUCCUGCCCGAGCACGACGGCAGCGAGUUUACCGAUCUGGACUCGGGCAUCACGUCCUACACCAGCAUGAACGGCAGCUGCCUGGCGUGACCACUGCUGCUCUAGGAUCUGUAGUGUGUUCGCGUCUAGUAUCUCUCUCUCUCUCUCUGCUUCUCGUCCUAAAACUUGCGGAUUGUUCGUGCUUGUGACCGAUUUCCAGUGAUUUUUUUUAAACUUCAAGUUACCGCUAAUGUGUUAAGUUAUUAGUCAGCGCGCGUUUAUCCUUCUUUUAAAGAAGAAGAUGCAGUUUAUUUCAGCUUAGCUGGAUUGUUCCCCCCUCUCCCAAUUUUUUUUUUUAAAUCGUUCGCAAUGAUUGAUGGUGCUCUCGUUGGCUGUUUUUUUUGCGCACCAAUUCCGUCGUCAUUUUUUAAAUAAGAGCCAAAAUCUGCUUCCCCAUCACAAAAUAUUGUUAUUUUUCCUCUCUUCCUAUAAUAACUCUCUCUCUCUCUCGAAAUGUAUGUUAAAAGUGACUGCAAAAAUGUGUGUAUGUGCGUCCGCGUGAGCGUGUAGGAGAAAGAGAAAGGUUUGGAUUUCUCAUCACUGUUUUUACUUUUAAAUACUACACAGUUAUACACAGUUACAGAUAUAGUUUAGUCGUGCAAAAUGCAUUCCUUAUUCGGUUAUAAGUUGAUAAUCGCGUCACAUUUAACGCAUCUCAGCUCAUCUUUCUCUUUCUCGUAUAUCACUAUCGCCUCUCUCUCUCAAAACUAUUUAACAAAACAUAACACACACAGACACAAACACACAUCAGCAUAUUGUGAUAUUCACGUGGUCUUGUUCACCGGUGGCGCUCGUGAGCGCAACGUAGAUACUACCACACUAGGGUGUAAUAAAUUCGUCGAUUUUCAAACUGUGCCAUGACGGUACCUCAACUUCAAUUUUUGCAGGUAUUUUAUAAAGAUCGAAAGAGCUAAGUUGGUUAUUUUUUUCACUGAAUCCAAGACAGAGACCAGAUUAGCUCGAAAGAUCACAAUUUUUAGCUAUGCUCGUUUGAAACAUUGACAUUUGAUAUUUUCAGAAAUGUUUGCGAGCUUGUUUCUAAACAGCAAAAGCAAAUUUUUAAAAAGAAUGAUCUUGUAAGAUAUUUUCUUUCAAUUCUCAAAAAAAUCAAGAUUUAGUAUAAAAAUCGCAGAGCCGGUUUACUAAAAUUCAAUAUUUGUUUUCCGGCAAAAAUACAGUGUCUCUCCGUUUAAAAUCAACGAAACAUAGCAUGGUUAUUUUUGGAUUGGUGAGAAAAUAUCUUAAAGAUUGGCAUAUUAAAAAAAACAAAAAGCAAUUGCUGUACAGAGACUGGCUCAAACACAUUACUUUGUAUAUAAUUAAUCAGUAUUUGAAAAGGGCGUUAGUAAAAAUUUACAGAUUUUGCUUGCAAAAGGAUUAAAAAAAACAAGGCUUUACCCUACAAAUCUGUCAUAACAAAUAUUUUUCAAAAUCGAUCCACCUAUAAUGCUAAAUAUACGCACAUAAAAUCUGAAACCAAUUUUUUAAAUUGUACUUUUACCAAGAGAAUUUUUUUAUUUAUACUUAUUCAGGCCGGUAAAACACAGCUUUCUACGUAAAAUCUACCGUUAAUACCAUUUUCAUUGAAAGUUUAUGUCUCCACAUUUUUUUCAAAAAAUCAGAAGACAACAAAAUGCUGAAAUUAUAACAAAUAUGUGUAUCAGGUUUUUUUUUUAAAUUUGGAAAUGGGUUGAGGUGUACUCAUCAAUCGUCCAAAGGAAAGUGCAAAAAUUAUAUUAAGGAUUCCGAUCAAGGUUAUGAAGGUAAGCAGAGGGUAUGCUUCCAAAUGCAAUGCCUCGCGAACUAAAAGGAAACCCCUUCUCAAAAUUUAAAUGUUUAUGUAAAGUUAGCUGAGAAACGCGAUGCCAAAGUCAAAUCAUACAUAAAAAUAUAAGUUCAAUGUGAAAAUUAAGCUAAAUAUUUUCAUUUGCAUUUGCAUAAAGAAGAAUUGUUAAUUUAAAAAUUCAAAUUAAAGAAUUGAUUGCUUCAAAUGAGUCGAGGAUCAACCUUUGAAGAUUUGUUAUGCCAAAAAUUACGCAGUUUGAAAAUUGUUUUUUUUUUAUAAUUUUCGUGAAAAAGGCGAAAUUUGGGGUGUUUCAAAAAAGAAAGGAGUUUUCUGAUUUAGAUGAAAAUCGGGAUUCGUGCUUGUUUUGAUUUUUUUUAUUUGUGUCAAAGAAAUUUAAGUAAAAUUUUACAUUUACAAAUAAAAUACGUUUUAAUGCAUUCUUCAAUGAAACAGAAAAAAAUCAGUGUUUGGAUAUAUUUAUUUUAAAAUCAGUUAUCCCAUUUCCAAGAUUUUUGCUCACUUUUGUAUUUUUAACAAACAAAAAAUGUUUUGAUAUACAUUCAGUUGAAGUGAUUGUUUAGGAAAACUUUAACUCAGAGUAUUUUUCAAAUAUCUUAAAUUUGAAAUAAAAUUUACAAAGUUUGGAUUACCUGCAAUUUUCAAUCCUGUUGAGUUGAAAAACACAGUUUUUACUUAUAAUUUAUGGGAUUCAACAGGGUCGUUUUCCCCUGUUUUAUUCUAUAUACUUGUUUCUGAAAUAAUACAGAUACAGUGAACAUUUUUCAUUACCAUUUAAAAAAAUACAUUUAAAACUUAAAUUAUUGAUGUAGUAUUUCAGCACACUUUUGGCAUUCAUAUUUUCUUUGUCUACUAAUAUUAUGUCAUCUUGGCCCAAAGUAUAUUGAAUUUAGCGUGUCAGAUUUCAUUUAAUAUUGUUCUUUUUCAAGCAAGUGAAUUUUCGACUAAAUUGCUGAAAUUUGGGCAAGAUACUUCGUUUUCAAUAUCCUUUCCAGCAAUAUUUCGUAUUUUUGAAUCGAAGCAUCUUUAAUUUUUGUUUACCAGGGCUCAAAUGUGAAAAAUGGAAUCUAAACAAACCAUAAAAAUGUAUCAAAUUAUUUUUUUCAUGGAAACUUGCACAAAGUAAGUGUCAAAAAAUCACAAUUUUUAUGCGCUCGAUUUUGCCCCUCAAAAAAUGUCGAAAACUGUUUGUGGUUGAAUAUCGUGGAUUUGUUACACCCUAAUACUGCAAACCUUCAAUGGAUGGUCAAUUCAACUGACUUUGAAGGUUAAAUUUCUCGUUCUUCGGACCAUACGCGACCACCGGUGAAUCUGUGGCACACUCAUUACCUUAUAAAAUUGCCAUUAACGCUGUCUCAAAGGAGCCGAAAACCUGUUCCUCUUUGGUACUAACUACAACACAAACACACCCCUUUUUCCUUGACUUAUUUAUGUUAUGAGGCAGAAGUGCCGACUUUAGCUAUGUUUUUAAGACAAAAAAUUAAACUCAUCCCUCUUUGUUUUCAUUAAGAACGAUUAACCUAUUAAUUUACGAUGACGAUCAUUAAUAAUUUUAAAGCGCUUAAUUCCCCCCUACUCUAAACUGCAAAACUUACUCGUAACUCUUUUUGGAAGAAAAUAAUGUUAUUAGUGUAUAAGGAAGGAAAGUUGCACAACAGAAGGAACAAAAAAACACAAAAAUCCAGAAAAAUGUAUAUUAUUGUCUGCUAUAAGAAUAAUAUAUGUUUAAGUGAAUGUAUUUUUUAUAAAAACAAAAAACAAAACAGAAACAUUAUAUAGUUUAGAUAGGUUGUAGCGUUUAAGAAGGAGGCUCUCCCCAACGGAAAAAAAAGAAUUUCGCGCAAAGACACGUUUAACGCUAUAGCUCCAGUCGGAUAUGUUUGCUAAAAUGGAUUGUUUGAUAAACUGAAAGACGCUUUAAUCUGCACAACAAUUUUGUUAUAUUUUUCCGUUCGUUGGAGAUCCUCGUCCGAGCCGAUCGUGCGUUGGAAGACACCAACGCCCCAAAAUAUGACCAAUUAAAAUGCAAUCAAGCUUAACUGGUGUGACUUUGAUGGAUGGCUUAAAGAUAUUGAUGGAAGUAUAAACUAUUUAUUAAAAAAAAUCGCGUAACAAUCAGAGCUGAACAAAAAAUCGAGACUAUUUACAAAGAAUCUUCAAAAAGUUGCGUGAAAUCGUGGUCCUUGAACCUCGGUACAGCAAUCAUUGUGGGCGAUAAUCCGACAAACAUGGUUUCAGAUGUCGUCUUGAGAGAAGCAAUUAAUUAUUCUUUUCAAAAAUGGUCACAAAUAAUACUUCUUUUUCCCCCAUUGCAUUGUAACAAACCUAGUCAGAGAGUAGCAUUGACCAUCGCGCAAGACAAAUCAAAAUUACGCGCAUGUUGACAAUCCAUUAUCGCCCACUCAACUUCACAACCACGUGCAAAAAAAACACAAUUAAUUCACCCCACAAAACAAUGACAACGAACGGAACAUUGCACUAAGCGCGCCGCACGCUCGCAUGACGGACGAACAAAAUAAAGAAAAAAAAAUACAGAUAAAAUGCCUUCCUAUUUUCAUUAAUAGGUUAAGAUGCAUGUUAGAAAAACCAACCAAGUUAUUCCUUAUACACGUAUACUGUUAGAUAUUGGAAGCAUCACAGCUUGAUCGAAAAUCGAAGCCUUAAUAUUAGAAGAAACAAAAUGUUGUAGAGCUUGACCAAAAUUUGAAACGACAUUAGAAGCCUAUUUAAAAAAUAUACAAAGAAAAAAAAAAUGUUGUAGGACACCCUCUAAAGAGAACGGACCAACCCUGCAGAGCAAAUAUUAGUUCCAUUUUGCCUGCGCGCCAAAAAGGAGAUUUUAAAUAUUUGCCUCGAUGUGGUUGAUUUCGUUCUUUUCGUAAAUUCCAUGAUUUACACUACAACUUAGACAGCGUGUUAUCACAGUGCCAUCUAACUGAGCAGGCGGAUGAACUUUUACGUCAAAAGUCAACGGCUGCUCGAUCGAUCGCGAUUUGAUCGGCGGAAGAGUCCCCAAAGUAUGGACCAACGGCUUUCAAAUUCAGCUUUUAACUUAUGAAACGAAAAAAAAAAAAACCAGACAACUCUACUUUGUACCUGUGUCGCGGCGUCGUCUUCUUCACACAAACAAACAUACACAAACAAGCACAGACAACUAGACCAAUGAAUGACACUUAUACAACCUCUUCGUUUAGCUUUAAAGAAAUACAAACUAAACAUCAACCUGCAAAUAAACGCCGUUUGAAGAAAAAAUCAUACAAACCUCGAUGGGCCUUAUUUUGCUAGCAUUUUUUUCAUUUUCGGCAAAAAUUCUUACCAAUUCUAACCGAGUUAAAGCUACAGCGCAAAGCUAGACUUUAUAUUUAAAACAGGUAGGAACGCUGAAGAAGUGAUGCGAACAAAAUCAAUCUGCUGAAAAGUGCUAUAUUUACCACUAAUCAAAUCGAUAUUGUUGUAAGAAAUCAGAAACAAAAAGUGCAUUUUGCCAGGCGGAUGCAAGUGAAGAAGCAAACUCUUGUUUAAUAAAAGUAUCCGUUGUAAUGAGUUGCGAGAAAAGAUGGUCUUUAAAAUCGAAAAUAAACAACUAAGAAACCGAAAAA
Molecule: messenger RNA, 9017 nt
Organism: Culex quinquefasciatus (southern house mosquito)
Lineage: Eukaryota; Metazoa; Arthropoda; Insecta; Diptera; Culicidae
Gene: Atf3
Product: activating transcription factor 3
Exons: 5
Coding region: 1875-3665 (596 amino acids)
Biological process (GO): regulation of transcription by RNA polymerase II
Cellular component (GO): nucleus
Molecular function (GO): DNA-binding transcription factor activity, RNA polymerase II-specific; RNA polymerase II cis-regulatory region sequence-specific DNA binding
Source: RefSeq, a predicted model, not a curated record